This is a messenger RNA of Ricinus communis (castor bean), 1133 nucleotides long. RefSeq names its product cold shock protein 2. The record is from RefSeq and is a predicted model, not a curated record. The coding region runs from base 138 to 911 and encodes 257 amino acids. The transcript is spliced from 6 exons. NCBI's taxonomy places the organism in Eukaryota, Viridiplantae, Streptophyta, Magnoliopsida, Malpighiales, Euphorbiaceae. Gene Ontology annotation, molecular function: nucleic acid binding.
AAAAAAAGAAAUAGAUAGCAUUAGACAUAUGCCUAUAUACUCCCCUUUCCUAUUAGAUGAAUAACUGUAAGAUUAGAUAUAAUAUCAUUAAUGAGUGAAAUCGAAAAUCAGAUUUUCUCCUACCAAAGGUCCAAACAAUGGAAAAAAUCGGCACUUGGAUGGCUACUUCAGCUACUCCUAGCAAGCAAGAAGAUAUAAAAUUUGAUGCAAGUCAGUAUGAAUUUUUUGGGAAAAAUGUGAUGGAGCAUGAACUAGGAGAUUUGGAUUCUCCUUCUGAGAAGGCUGAAGACAAAGACUUGCUAUUGUCUGAGAAACAUGAGGGUAAAAAUAAAGUUAUAUCCUCAUCCUGUAUUAAUGAUCUUGCAAGUUCUUUUACCAAGUUGAACAAGACUAGUGAACCAAGAAGAGCCAAAGCUCUCACUAAGGGACUUUCUUCUCCCAUGGGAAGUUUAAACAAUAAAAGAGCAAGAGGAAUCUUAAUAUGGUAUAGUAAUGAAAAAGGCUAUGGCUUUAUAAAGCCUAAUGGAGGUGGGGUAGAUGUAUUUGUGCAUUCCUCAUCUCUGAAAUCCAAUGGCCACAUACACCUUGGGGCUGGCAUGCCUCUGGAGUAUGAAACCAUAAUCAGUAAUGCUGGCAAACUGCAAGCAAUUAAUGUCACUGCCCCCAAAGGAAAAUUACUCCAAGAUAGUAGAAAAGUUGGGUGUGGAGUGGUGAGCACCAAGAAGAGUAACAUGGGUGCAUCUCAUUUGGCCAAGCAUAGUUGUGUUGUUGCUAAAAGUGGCGCAUGGCAUGGAACCCAAUUGAACUAUACACUGUGGGAGGCAAGCACUAGGUUUGUAAAAUGUGGAGGAUGGUCUGGUUUUGCUUGGUGUUAUUACUGUGGGAAAGUAGGUCAUUUCUUUCAUAGUUGAUCUUCUAAGACUCUUUCCCAUUUCUGCUUCAAGUUUGAUUGAUAAGUGAUCUUUUAGGAAGAUAAGAUGUGGUAAACAUCCACCACAGUUUUAUGUUUUGGUUUGCUUGUCAGUUUAUGUUCUUAAUAGUCGACCUUUAGUGACACAAGGUGUAAUGUGAUACACAAACAAGUCUCAUGGAUUUAAGUUUCAAUAAAAAAACUCACAAACAUUUCAAAGUAA